This is a messenger RNA of Trichomonas vaginalis G3, 1734 nucleotides long. RefSeq names its product Ankyrin repeat family. Gene Ontology annotation, molecular function: protein binding. The transcript has a single exon. The record is from RefSeq and is a predicted model, not a curated record. Bases 1 to 1734 code for a protein of 577 amino acids. Lineage: Eukaryota; Parabasalia; Trichomonadida; Trichomonadidae.
AUGAGUAAAGGAAUUCAACUUAAUUUUGAAUACAUUGGGUCUCACAUCGAAGAUUACCUUGAUGACAAUAAGCUGUUUACAACAUUCGAAGUCGAGGACAUCAAUCAGAUCAUGAGGUUCGCAACUUUGCCAACAAAUGACUACAUUAAUAUGCUGAAACAAGCUCAUUCUACAGUCAAUGCAAACAGACUAUAUUUUUCCACUCGAAAUGCAAAUGUUACGACGCAAAACCUUGGAGAUGUCAUUGAACUUCUUAAAUCAGUUGGAGAAUUCAUGAAAAUGAGAAUACUUGAUGGAGCUAUUGACCUUUUAAUACAAUUAGAAAAAAGAUUGCAUACUUCAGCUAAGCAAAUCCAAAAUUCUAAUCUGAAAUCAAUUAAAGAAAACAAUGAAAUAGAAAUUCUAUCAAAAAUUCACGAACUUAGGCAAUCUGAUGAUAUUAAAUGCAUCUACAAUCUCUUUGAAGAGCUAUCAUCUCAAGGAAAUCAAAAAAUGAUUUCAAAAGCUCGCAUAAGAGGACUUUCGGAAAGGGUACCUUUUAAAAAAACAGUGCUUGGAAAUGAAAGAAAUAUACUUCAUAUAGCAUGCAAAAAAGGAAAUCUCAACCUUGUUAAAUCACUCAUAGAAAAUGGUUGUCAUGUAGAUACAGAGGAUGAUCAUAAAUGUUGUCCACUAAUCUAUGCGUCAAUAGGAGGCCAUCUUGAAGUUGUUCAAUAUCUUAUCUCUAAAGAAGCUGAUAUAGAAGCAAAGAAUAAAGAUGGAAAUACUCCACUCAUUUGUGCAUCAUAUUUUGGUCAUCUUGAAGUUGUUCAAUAUCUUAUCUCAGUUGGAGCUGAUAAAGAUGCAAAGAAUAAUGAUGAAGAAACUUCACUCAUUAAAGCAUCAAUAGGAGGCCAUCUUGAAGUUGUUAAAUAUCUCCUUUCUAUUGGUGCUGAUAUAGAAACAAAGGCUAAAAAUGAAGAAACUCCACUCAUUUGUGCAUCAGAAGGAGGUCAUCUUCAAGUUGUUAAAUAUCUUAUUUCUGUUGGAGUUGAUAAAGAAGCAAAAGAUAUAUAUGGAUGCACUUCACUCAUUAAUGCAUCAUUUUCUAACCAUCUUGAAGUUGUUAAAUAUCUUAUUUCUGUUGGAGCUGAUAAAGAAGCAAAGACUAAUGAUGAAAAAACUCCACUCAUUUGUGCAUCACAAGAAGGUCAUCUCGAAGUUGUUAAAUAUCUUAUCUCUAUUGGAGCUGAUAAAGAAGCAAAGGAUUAUGAUGGAUUGACUCCAUUCGCACUUGCAUCAGAAUUAGUUCUCCUCGAAGUUGUUAAAUAUCUUAUCUCUAUUGGAGCUGAUAAAGAAGCAAAGGAUUAUGAUGGAUUGACUCCAUUCGCACUUGCAUCAGAAUUAGUUCUCCUCGAAGUUGUUAAAUAUCUUAUCUCUGUUGGAGCUGAUAAAGAAGCAAAGGAUAAUUAUGGAUCUACUCCACUCAUGCGUGCGUCAAAUAAUGGUCAACUUGAAGUCGUUAAAUAUCUUAUCUCUGUUGGAGCUGAUAAAGAAGCAAAGAAUAAUGAUGGAUUUACUCCACUCAUUCAGGCAUCAUGUAGAGGUAAACUUGAAGUUGUUCAAUAUCUUAUCUCUGUUGGAGCUAAUAAACAUGCAAAGGAUAAAAAUGGAUUAACUGCACUCUUUUAUGCAUCACAUUAUGGUAAUCAUGAAGUUGCGAAAUAUCUUACUUCUAUUGGAGUUGAUGAAUAA